GUGUAUUUGUCAGUGAGCUUUGGUUAAGCGUCCUGGUGGAACCUACCGACGGACUGACCCCCACAGCACACCUUUUUAUGCGCUUAUAUCGCCUUUACAUAAGCUUUCGUGCUUACAGAUAUUGAUGAUGACUUUUAUGCGUUGUGAUGAUGUCAUUUAGAUGCCUUAAAUGAAGUCUAUUUUAUGGUGAAUAGGGCUGAAGUCCAUACGAGUGAGUGUUGUGUUGAUGAUAAUGCUGCUGCUGUAGGCCUAAGUGAGGAAGGGCAUUCGGCAUUACAGGAUUUCGCUGUGAGUGAGACCCUUUCGCAGGGGUACCGCUAGAGGAAGAUUGUAUACCUCCUUUGUCUGCGUUCUGCGGCGAAAAGUGGCCGAAAAAGAGCGAAACGGCCUCGCACAUCGACAUCAUCCGGGAGUUUCCUGUACACGAUGAUGAUGACAGGUUAAUGGCGCAGCUUUUUUGACGACAGCAGCAGACCCGUUGCCUCUAAGAAUCAAGUUUCGUGUAGAAAUCCCGUUGCCGUCAACUCUCAACAUGACAGAUACCUUGCUUGUGAAUCGGAAGGUGGAGCAGAAGCAGGAACAGACAGUCAAGAGGACAGAAGUAACAGCACAAAGAGUUCUAGAGAAGGAAAAGGCUGCCAAGAACAGUUCAAAUGCCAAUCAACCUGAGGUGACAACAACUACCACCUCCUAUAGUGUAGAUUACGGGCCACAAACUACUACUACUAACGGCCAUCCACAAAACGAGAGUCCCAGUUCCUCUCAUUUAUCUGUGUCAUCAUCAGGUCAAGAUAACCUACACUUGGUCUCACAGAAACAAACACAACACACAACUCAACAGAUUACUACCACCACAAAAGUUAUCCGAGAGGUCCGUCACAUAGGGCCUAACGGUGAGGUAAUAGAAUACCCAGGAGGAGAAUACGGCUCAUACGUUCAAUCCCCUCCUUCACAACCCGGAUAUGCCAUGGACCCUUACCGACCUCACUCCCCGGCCAGCGAAGCUGGCUCUCGAAGCCAGUAUGAAGGAUAUCCUCCUACGUCGAAUGCAGGUUAUGAAUAUGAUCCAUAUUCCCGUGGUCCUCCGUCUCGUCAAGAAUACCCAUAUGGACAAGUUGGCUACCCACCACAAAAUGAAGCUGGAUACAGCGGACAUUUUCGGGAUGCUGCAGCAGCAUGCAUUCCGUCUACCAUCACUGGAAGAGAGGAGGCAUAUACGCACAGUGUUACAUGUACAAAGUCAAACCCAGAAUCACAUGCUACCAAGUAUACUCUUGAAAAGGGAAAAAAGUCUUUUCAACAGUAUUCAUACGAUGGUCAAGCUUCAUCAGACAGUACUACCUCUGUAUAUCCACCAAAGGGUAUCAGUCUGCUUAGAUCUGAGUUCCCAGGGCCUUGCAGUGAUGAUCAUCAUGGCUAUGUGUCACCUCAGCAUGAAACUAUAAUGGAAGAAUGCUCUCCUCAUUCUUCAGCAUUGUCUUACAACUCUUCUAGUAGAAGACCAGAGGGAGGUAGUUUGAAGGGCAAUAAACCUAAAACAAAACCUAAGCCUCGAAAUUUAAUUAAUAAAGGGAGGCGAAUAACUCGGUCUUUAAGCGCUUCAUGUGUUAGUGUUAGUACAAAUACAGAUCCACGUGAUUUUGUAGAGUUGGCCAAAACUAGUGCCACCCUCCCUAUUCGCAGAAGAAUAAAGAAUCCAAAGAAUAAUUCACCUCGGCUAAAAGAGAAUAAAGCAGUUUCUUGCUCACUAGAUACAGAAGACCUGUUCCAGGCUGAAGUGAAUUCUAGUCUUACACCAAGUGGUGGUGAUCAAAAUGUUUGUCAUGCUUUGAAAAAUGGAGUUGAGCAAAGUGCUCAUCCACCUGUGCCAGUUGUAUUUCAGAAUGUAGGAACAAGUCCUUGUGUAGAUAAUGAUUUUAAAUAUGACUUUCAAUUUUGCGACACAUUUGGAAGUGUUUCACCACCAAAUAAUCUUGAGGAUAUUAGUAGUGAACGUUGUUCAGGUGAUGGCUGUGAUGAUGAAAAGGGUUACAUUGAACUUCAAACAUAUGUACCUAGUGGUGAUAAAAUUCAUGGUUACAAUACUAAAGGUGGUACAUGUUCCCCAUGCACACUGUUAACAUCUGAUGAAAAUCCCUUUGUGGCUCUUCUUUCCAAUACAUUUGAAGAUUUAUCCAUGGAAGAUGCACCUUACAUUGAUGAUGAAAUUGUUACUGCAUUAACAUAUCCACAUGAUGAGAAAAAAUUUAAAGGAAGUUCAGUAUGCAGUAGUAUAGAUGAUUUUCCAAGGGAAGGCAAAUUGUGUAAACCUACCAGCUCAGAAUGCUCUGGUGCACCAUCUCUUAUAUCCUCUGAAACUUUAGUUCAUCAUUUUGAUCUUGUGUCAGAUGGGGUUGACAUAGUGCCUAUUUCUGCAUGUAAUGAAGACCAUGCUGGGCAAUAUAUUGAUGACGAUGAUGAUCUUUCUAAAGAGAAUAUAAGUACAAAAGAUUAUCAUGACAGUGAAGAAGGGUUUUUGCCUCCUGUCCACUGGUCUCCAGUACCCAAGCAUCAAUACCUCAUUGAGGCCAAAACAUGUCGACAGUUAGAAAAAGAUAUAUCAAUAGAGUCAUGUCCAGAUGUUGUGUUGCAAACUCUAGAAAGUGAUGGACUAUCAGUUGCAAAUAGAAGUCAAAAGAAAACGGUAACUUUUUUGUUGCCACCUGAGCACUGGGACUCGUUGAUCUCUCUUAGAGAAAAUAACCUUGGUGGGUACCCACAGAGUGGUUAUGCUGAACUUGAUACAGCUCUUUUACCUCCUAAUGGCCAAGACCCUUACCGGAAUACUCCGUCUCCAGGCCUUCAUGGUGUUCCACAGGAUAGAUAUGAUCCUGGCCUUGAAGGAGACUACCCUGAGGAUGGCAGAUACCCAGGAAAUGACCCUGGCAUUGGGGGAAUGCCUUCUGAUGGUGUGGUGGUGUAUGGUAGGCUCUUGGGUACCACUCCUCGUUCCCCAUAUGCUUUAAAUGGAGGAGUUGGUUCAAGUGCUGAGCCAUUAUUACCCUCUCCUGGUAUGUAUGAAGAGGAGCCUUUAAAUGCACAGCAACACCCUGCUCCUCCACCCCCACACAUGUCACCAACCCCUUCCCUUCCUCCGCCAGUACAAAACCACGACAAUUAUGCACAUCCCAGCUUGCUUCGUUCCCCCUCUGCAGACAGUGGGGCUCCUCGAGUUCGGUGGCGAGAUCCGGAUCUACACGAAGUUAUCGAUUUCCUGAGUAACCCCAAUAAUGUUGUAAAAGCCAAUGCUGCAGCGUACCUUCAACAUCUAUGUUAUAUGGAUGAUCCUACAAAACAAAAGACUCGAAUAUUAGGUGGUAUUCCUCCUCUAGUAGCUCUUCUUUCCCACGACCUACCAGAACUUCAUCGUAAUGCAUGUGGUGCACUUAGAAACCUUUCAUAUGGACGUCAAAAUGAUGAAAAUAAAAGGGCUAUCAAAGAUGCUUCAGGCAUUCCAGCACUAGUCAGACUUUUGAGAAAAACUCCAGACAACGAAAUCAAGGAACUUGUGACAGGAAUUCUGUGGAAUUUAUCGUCAUGUGAAGAUCUAAAACAUAGCAUUAUAGAUGAUGCUUUAUCCGUUAUUGUCAGCCAUGUCAUCAUUCCGUGUUCUGGUGGGAUGGUGGGAGAGGUGGAAAGGGAUCCUAAUGUGGAUGUAUGGUGGUCUACUGUAUUUAAAAAUGCAUCUGGUGUGUUAAGGAAUGUAAGUUCCGCUGGAGAGUAUGCGAGAACAAAACUGCGUCAGUGUCCAGGACUGGUUGAUUCUCUUCUCACUGUGAUCAAGUCUGCCAUUGCGGGGGCUUCCCAUGAUAACAAGAGUGUAGAAAACUGUGUUUGUAUAUUACGUAACCUUUCAUAUCGAUGCCAGGAAGUAGAGGAUCCAAAUUAUGAUAAAAAUCACCCUCCUACGCAGUCCAGGGCAACAGCUACAGCGAAGGACGGUGAAGGUGAAGGGACGGAUACUUGUGGUAGGUCUUCGGAGCCCAAGGACAACCUGUGUGAUAACUUAGGAUGCUUUGGAGGAAGUAGAAAGAAGAAAGAUCCUGUUGGAGGUGCCCUGAAGGAAACUACUACUGGCCAGCGGUCAACUGGGCCACGCACAGAACCCUUAAGGGGCAUGGAAUUAUUAUGGCAGCCAGAGGUGGUUGUAGGACCGUACUUAUCUUUGCUGUCAGACUGCAGUAAUCCUGAAACUCUAGAAGCUGCUGCUGGAGCACUUCAAAACUUAGCUGCAUGUUACUGGCAGCCUAGUAUAGAUGUAAGAGCUUCAGUCAGAAAAGAAAAAGGAUUACCUAUAUUAGUAGAAUUACUCAGAAUGGAAGUAGACCGUGUUGUUUGUGCAGUGGCCACAGCUCUUCGUAAUUUAGCUAUAGACCAGAGAAAUAAAGAGCUUAUAGGUAAAUAUGCCAUGAGGGAAUUGGUUCAGAAGUUGCCUUCAGGAAACACCCAUGAUACUGGAACUAGUGAUGAAACUAUUGCUGCUGUUUUAGCAACGUUAAAUGAAGUUAUCAAGAAAAAUGCAGAAUUUUCUCGGUCACUACUAGAUUUUGGAGGUGUUGAAAGGCUGGUUAAUAUGACUCGGUUACGAGGACGAUAUUCAGUUAGGGUUGUUAAGUUUGCCUCACAGGUGCUUUUCUCAAUGUGGGGUCACCAAGAAUUAAGAGAAGUAUAUAAGAAAGCAGGAUGGAAAGAACAAGAUUUUGUUAGUAAAAGUGUAGCGGCGCGAAAUGCUGCAGGAGGUGGUGCCAAUUCUCCUACAGCUAAUAAUACAUUAAACAGACCUAUGGCUUCUCAGGGAGGUACAAGAUAUGAAGACAGAACUAUCCAACGAGGGCAAGGGAAGACCCAUCAACAGCGUGAACAGUUGCCAAUGUCGGACAUGGGAUAUGGUGGUGACGGGGGAAUUGUUCCUCCUGCAGGCGGGGUAAGACUGUAUCCUCCUGUUCAGGGUAAACCAGGUGAACCAGUGUAUGCUAAGGUGAAUAGAGACAAGAAGCGCAACAGGCAGUAUGACAGUAUGGGUCCACAGUAUGGAACACUGGGAGCGGAUGACUGGGGUGGACCAGUUUAUUCUGGUUCUCCCACUGCAACUCCAAAUUUCAAUAGCAGCUCCCACAACAACAACAACAAUAAUAACAACAACAAUGCUAAUAAUAAUGGAGUGAUUUUAGACAAUGGGGAAGGUCAAGCAGGUGAUUCAUGGGUUUGAAACUGGAAAGGAGUGAAGCUUAUUCCUCAUCCCUGUUGCUCAUUCCCAUCUCUUGGGAGAGGAUCAUGGAGGCAUCUGGUGUUGCUCUUCCAUGUUUUGUCCUGCUGUGCUCUCUCUGUCCCUCUCUUUAAGGCAGUGAAUAAAUGUAAAUCCACUUGGAGUUGACAUGAAAUUCAUUGCAAUUGAUGAGAUGGGAGAACAAAUGGCUUAAAUCAGAAAUACUGUACAGUAUAUUGAUUCUUUUCACUGUGUUAUAUAAGUGAAUAAUUAAGUCUGCAUACGGUACUGAUGUUUUGUCUGUUAUAUUGAUGUUGACACUCGUUGUGCAUGUUAUGUGAACACUAGUUAGUGAAAAAUAAGUUCUGUUUUUCUUACGUAUUAUACAUUAUUAGGGAGAAGGCAAAGCUCAAUUUGAUAAGGAUCCCUAUAUUUUAUAAAUGCACACAAAUGGUGCCAAGAAUUUUUAUUACUUUAAUAACUUGUAAAGACAUUAUAUCAAUCAUUACUCUUUGAGAGUUUAUAUAUAUAAAUAUAAAUAUAUAUACAUAUAUAUGUAUAUCCAGGUGAUAUUGUAAAUGCUGAUGAAUGCCUGGAGCAGUUAAGGCCUAUUUCUGCUCUGCAUAGAAAGACAGUUCAUUUUUUACCAUUUCAUACUAGACAAUCCAAAGUGACCAAUGUGUUUAUAUACUGCAAGAGGUACUGGUGCAAGUGUUUCCCAAGUACCAAAAUACUACCACAUUUAAAAUAUGUGGAUAAGGAUGGGAGGAGGAGGGGGCUUGAAGUGUCAUCGUCUAACAUUGUAGUUUUGUAUUGGGCCAGGUGUAUUAUCAGCACAAAUAUGAUCAUAGUGUACAACUUAAAAAGUGGAAAAGUGCUUCAUACUGGUGCCAGGAAACUAUGAAUGAAUGGAGGUAAGAGAGGACUCAAUUUGUGAUGCUGCGGCUUAGCUUGACUGACUGAUGAUACAGUGUGAACCCCUCUUGCUACAUCAACAACCAGUUUUGGUCAUACUAUUUAGCAAAUAGGUUUAUUGGUUAGAUAAUGUAUUGCCUUGCCUCCUGCCGGUCCUAGGAGUCUGAUGCUUUGUCAGAGGUCACUGUUACACUUUUGACGACAAGACCUUCACAAAUACCUUUCUACCUCCCUAAUUUCUUCCAGGUAUCCAAAAGAAUUCUCCCUGGUAGGAAACAGCAGCUAUAGACAACUAGUUCCUUGAUAACCUUUCCAUAAAGAAAAUUUGCUUUGUAUAAUACACGGUCAUUUAGGUUUUAUAAUCGAACCAUUUUUUAUUGCACGGGGCUGACUGAUUUUAAGGAGCUACUGUGCUCUUUUGUGCUUGUGUAAUAUAUCUUGUAUGAAAUAGCCAUAGCUAUUAUUAAAAAUUGUAAUUUUUGUGCGCUUGUGGUCACUUUUUUUUUUAUUUAUUUAUUGUAUUGAACAGUAUACUACUUGACUUUACCUGAAAAAUCUGUGUAUCAUAAGCUUCUUUUUUAUUUUAAAGAAUUCUGUUGCAUGUGCAAUAUAUUGUGUACUUUUAAAAAAGUUAUCUUUAUUACUAUUAUGUUCAUUAUAGUUAUUAUUGCAGUAUUUUAUUACCAUCUUCAAUAUUAUUAUUUAGCAGCAGUGACAUUUGUCAUGCAAUGUGAUCCCAAUAAAUAACCUCCCUCCUUCCCUUUCUGAAUUAGGGCACCCUUCACCAUGUAUAACAAAAAACAUAAUAAAGAGAAAAUUAAAAAUAAGGGGAAAUCAGGCUGUAAUGACUCCUAGGGAUUACCUGAGCCUACUUACAUUCUUCAUCUUAAUAUGUUAAAAACUUAACUGUUGCAUAAAUUUUAGAAUAGUUCUGAUGACAUGAAAAUCACACUGUUGUAAAGCCUUAUGAGUCAUGGCAGAUCUGAACAGCUUACUUUCAGCUGUUACACAUUCCAGGAGUAGUUUAGGUAAUGCACACUCCACUUCAGAGGUAGGUGUAAACAAGGGACUUUAUUUGAUUUUUUUUCUUCACUGAAAUAAAGUGUCGUGUCGUGUGGCUGAGAUAGCAGCAGGACACUGGGCAGCAGCAGAAGCAGCAGCAACAGGAGGUUGUUUGUAUGUGUCGUUCAGUGUUCUGCAACUUGUCAAGCUUUUGGGAUAUCCUCCUGUGUUGUGCUAAUGCUCUAAUUAAGGAAUCAGGUUUCAUGGCCAUUUUUCCUGCUAUACUGAUGGUGUCUCGUCAGUCCACCAACCAUUACACGACACCCAUUCCAGACAGCUCCAAUGGCAUGCAUCAGAACAGCUCAGCCAGAGCCUCAUAGUUUGCCAGGAAAUUUUGCCCAUUUGUGUAUACUGUACUUUCAUUAGCAGAUUCUAGACAGUAUAGUGCAGUUUAUGUCAGACUGUAUAGCUGGAACGACCAGCUGGAAAAUGGGAUUACAUUUUAUCAGUAAAAACAUUCAUCUCUUUUAGACAUUUUUGAUGUAAUUACAAAUAUUCUAAUUUUUGUACUUUAAAUAUUUCCUUCUAUGUCCUGUGUAGUCUGUUGUUACACUUCCAUCAGAAGCAGCAUUUACUGUACAUUGUUUUCAGCAGCUUACUGCAUUUUACCUGUAUAGCAGUGACAACAAAUUGCAUAAUUCGCACAGAUCCAUGUUUCUGUCUUGCCUUGAUGGUUGCUUUACAUUUUAUUAUGUUGGUUUAUAUAUUGCUAAACAAGUAUUUUUAUUUUUCUCAUACAGUACUUGAGUAUUCAGUAACAAAGGAUUUCUAGUUAAUGAUAUUGUAUUGGGUAUUUAUACAAUAAACAAAAAACUGAAGAUA
Macrobrachium nipponense is the source of this 8044-nucleotide messenger RNA. RefSeq lists its product as uncharacterized. The record is from RefSeq and is a predicted model, not a curated record. Gene Ontology annotation, cellular component: adherens junction; nucleus; cytoplasm. NCBI's taxonomy places the organism in Eukaryota, Metazoa, Arthropoda, Malacostraca, Decapoda, Palaemonidae. Gene Ontology annotation, biological process: cell-cell junction assembly; cell-cell adhesion. Gene Ontology annotation, molecular function: cadherin binding.